Messenger RNA from Chrysoperla carnea, 844 nucleotides. Its product is annotated as probable RNA-binding protein EIF1AD. Gene Ontology annotation, biological process: translational initiation. The transcript is spliced from 2 exons. Gene Ontology annotation, cellular component: nucleus. Bases 139 to 609 code for a protein of 156 amino acids. Lineage: Eukaryota; Metazoa; Arthropoda; Insecta; Neuroptera; Chrysopidae. The record is from RefSeq and is a predicted model, not a curated record. Gene Ontology annotation, molecular function: translation initiation factor activity; RNA binding.
UUAGAUAUUUACGAAACUUUGAAAAAAUGUAAUGGGCUUUAUGAAGAAUCAUCUUAAAUUGUGUACUUUUAACGAAGGUAGCCAAUUCCGUUUGAGCCAAAUUAACUUUUUUUUGAAUAAAUUGAUUACAAAUAGAUAAUGUCACGUGCAACAAAACGCAAACAUGUUAUGAAAGAAGUACUUGAAGAUGAUUUCAGUUUACCAACAUCAGAACAAGAAAUUGUCCGUGUCUUAGAAAGUCGUGGAAAUAAUUUACAUCAAGUGGAAUCUGCAGAUAAAAACACAUUUUUAAUAUCAAUGCCAACAAAAUUUCGUCGUACUGUAUGGGUAAAACGUGGUGAUUAUAUAUUGAUCGAACCAAUUGCUGAAGGUGAUAAAGUGAAAGGUGAAAUGGUACGUGUCUUAUCAAAUGAACACAUUAAGUACUUUAAAAAGAAUAAUAAAUGGCCAGUAAUGUUUGAUGAAAAUGAUAAAUCCGAUCAAGAGGACAAUGAUGAUGAUCUCUUUGUGAAUACCAAUCGACCGCCACCAAUUGAAAGUUCCGAAGAUGAAUCAAAUGACAGUAAUGAUUCUGAUAGUGAACAUGAUUCGGCUGUUAGUGAAAGUUAAAUUUUUAUUUAUAUAAAAACGUUUCUAUUAAUCGAUUUUUAUUUCAUUUUCAUUGAUUUUUAUUCAUGAUGCGCUGUUUUUUAAACAUUGUAAUAUUUUUACUCAUGAUACGCUAUAUUAAACAUUGCAAUCUGUAAAGUAUUUUUUAUAAAUUUUUUAAGGAACGUUGUAAUUAUAGUUACGUAAAUCGUGUGAUUCAGUUAGAUUUGAAUACAUUGUAAUUCAUGCAAUUUUG